AUGAAUACAGAAAUUGAGAAGAUGAUAAAAAAGUGCGAAACAUGCCAAAAAUACAUGAAUUCAAAUUCUAAAGAACCACUCAUACAACACGAAAUUGUCGAAAUACCAUGGUACAAAGUAGGAAUGGAUAUCUAUGAAUUAUAUGAGGAACACUAUUUGAUUUUGGUAGAUUACUAUUCGAAAUAUCUUGAAGUUAUGAGUUUGAGCAAAAAUUUAACUUCUAAAAACAUCAUUGAUAAAUUAAAAAGUAUAUUCGCUCGACAUGGGGUACCAAACAUUGUGAUUUGUGACUCAGGAACGCAACUAAUUAGCCAAGAGAUAAUAAGUUUUACUCACAAAUGGAAUUUUGAGAUCAAACCAAGCUCCCCGCACAAUCAACAAUGUAACGGCAUGGCGGAAAGAACAAUUGGCACCAUCAAAAAACUAUUGAAAAAGACCAUCGACGACAAAGAAGACAUCCACUUAGCUUUACUUGCUUAUCGCAACACUCCUGUUUAUAACUCGUACACACCAUCUCAAAUUUUAAUGUCCAGGAUUCUAAGAGAUAAUAUGCCACGAACAAAAGAACAGUUAACCCCCCAACUCAUUAACAAAGAAAGAUAUCAUUUAAAGCUAAAAGAAGCGCGAGACAAACAAAAAUUUUACUAUGACAGACACACAACAAACAGACCGGAAUUCGAAAUCAAAGAAAAAAUUUACUAUCCAGAAAAACCUGGCUCAAUAUGA
Molecule: messenger RNA, 726 nt
Organism: Zophobas morio
Lineage: Eukaryota; Metazoa; Arthropoda; Insecta; Coleoptera; Tenebrionidae
Exons: 1
Coding region: 1-726 (241 amino acids)
Biological process (GO): DNA integration
Molecular function (GO): nucleic acid binding
Source: RefSeq, a predicted model, not a curated record